AGUGUCAUCAUGAAAACGAGAUGCGUCCGCGUGAUCCCAUACGUUGUCGUGAAUGUGGCUACCGCAUCAUGUACAAGAAGCGUACAAAGCGCUUGGUUGUUUUCGAUGCCCGUUAAUAUCCGCAUCGUUCAAUGAUGAAUUAAAUAUUAGAAUUUUAAGUGAAUCCUUUAUUUAGAAAUAAAAUAUAGCAUACGAAAAAUGUC
Molecule: messenger RNA, 203 nt
Organism: Rhagoletis pomonella (apple maggot)
Lineage: Eukaryota; Metazoa; Arthropoda; Insecta; Diptera; Tephritidae
Product: DNA-directed RNA polymerases I, II, and III subunit RPABC4-like
Biological process (GO): DNA-templated transcription
Cellular component (GO): RNA polymerase I complex; RNA polymerase II, core complex; RNA polymerase III complex
Molecular function (GO): DNA-directed RNA polymerase activity; zinc ion binding; DNA binding
Source: RefSeq, a predicted model, not a curated record